GUGCUUUUGACAGCUGUGUGUACGAGUUGUGCAGUGCUAUUACGUACAGUGUUUUUCACGAUUUUCUCUCUAUUAGAAAAUUAUUGACUAAACAACGACCCCAUUUAGUGUCAAAACUCUUCAAUUAAAACCACUCACUUUAUUACCAACCUCUUUAAAGUGUACUUUUCUGUGAUUGUUUGAACAAAAAAGUUGAAAUAUUUUACAAAAACGUCGCUGGAAUUCAUAUGCGAAAUGUUGCUGCGUGAGUGAUGUGAGCGCGUGACGUCACAAGAUGGCGGUGGGCGAGGCGCGCGUGCCGCUGCUGCACGGCGAGCGACCCCCGCAGCCGCACAGGGGCGACACCCGGGCGCCUCCUCACGACCGAUACGAUGCAGAUUCUCCAGGCCACAAGGCGCCCCUCGACCACUCGUCGCUCGGCGGUGGCGUGACCGUGGUGACGUCACUGAUAGCCGGGGCCACCGCCGGCGCCAUCGCCAAGACUGCUAUAGCGCCUCUAGACAGGACCAAGAUUAACUUCCAGAUUUCCCAAACCCCAUACUCGUGGCGAGCUGCAAUCAACUUCCUGAUCAAGAGCGCCCGCACCGAGGGCUUCCUGGCGCUAUGGCGCGGCAACAGCGCCACCAUGGCUCGCAUCAUACCGUACGCCGCCAUCCAGUUCACCGCGCACGAGCAGUGGAAGAAACUCCUCAAGGUCGACACUCCGCAAAGCGCCAAAGCACACCCCAUCCUGCACCUGGUGGCGGGUUCCCUCGCCGGCGUGACGUCACAGUCCGCCACUUACCCGCUCGACGUGGCCCGCGCCCGCAUGGCCGUCACCAACACACGCGAGUACAGCUCGCUGAGAUGUGUGUUUGUGACAGUGGCGAGGGUUGAGGGCUUGAGGACGCUGUAUAGAGGUUACUCAGCGACCGUGCUGGGUGUGAUACCUUAUGCCGGCGUCUCCUUCUACACGUACGACACACUCAAACACAAGUACCAAGAAUACUUCGGCAAGCCGCAAGGCGCGGUGGUGAACGUGUGCCUCGGCGGCACCGCCGGCGCCAUCGCGCAGACCGCCUCCUACCCGCUCGACAUCGUGCGGCGCCGCAUGCAGACCGCGCGGCGCCGCCCCGACGGCACAUACCCGUACGGCAGCAUCGCUGAUACACUCGUCAUGGUGUAUAAAUCAGAAGGUUGGCGCGGCUUCUUCAAGGGCCUCAGCAUGAACUGGGUGAAGGGACCGAUAGCUGUCGGUAUAUCUUUCGCUACCUACGACGCCAUUAAAAGCACCCUCAGAGAUAUAGCCGUACAUUUCAACAGCUAGUCUAUAGCAAAAAUAUCAAAUAAACACACCUAGUGACAGGUAAAAGAAGUUGAUUCUAAAUAGAUGGAGAAGAAAUGCUGUAUCUGCUAAAGAGCUUUGAGAUGGAGAAUAAUAGGCUAGAACAUUAAAAAGGCUUUAUUAAAUACUCAAAAAAACUUCUCUUAUGAUGGGGUCAAAUAGGUUGGUUCAAAAUAGAUUUGGGAUGGAGAAGAAUGGGCAAGAAAUAUUUAAAGGCUAUAUUAGAUGCUCAAACCACGUUCGAGUUGAUGUCUUCUGGUAAAGGCAUAGCGACUUUAAGAGAAGUUUUAUGGAGAAGAAUGGCAUGUUGCAAUACCGUGGAGACGAAUGGGCUAGUCUAUAUAAAAAGUUAACUCUGUAUUAACAAAGCAAGUGAACGCUUGUAGAUUGUUGACUGUUUUUUUGGAAGUCGGUUAAAAUGUAAUGAAAGAUUAAUCACGAAGUUCUUCCAGUUUUUUGACACUCAUUUUUGACACGUAGAAAUGUUGUAAAAUAGAUUUUUUUGGCGAAAUAAAAUAAUACAUGUGGUUUCACAGACUUUUUAAAUAAUGUCAAUUCAAUGUGUUAGCUUUCGAUGUUAGAUUUGACUGAAAUAACGACAAUAAUAUUCUAACGAUUGAUAUUAUAGAAAUAUCUUUACUUCUAAGUCAGAAAAGUCAGACCAUGUCAGAAACUAACCUUCUAACAUUUGAACACAUUUUUAGGCUAUAAAAAUCAUGUUAGACGUUUAAGUUGACAUGUCAGAAAAGUCUGAUAGUUCUGACGUCAGAAUCAUUAAAAAAAUCGCACCAUGUAAUAUAGCAAAUUUUUUAUUGUCACUGUUUAUGUGAAUCGCAUGUCAUGCGCGAGGAAUCGUCAAAUGUCGAUCGGUUGCAUCUUACGUUCAAACAAUAUAAUAUCUGACUUCAGAGCGGCAAUAUAUUUGACGACGAUUGUACUUUUCAUUUUUUUCUUUGCAAGAUGCAAUGAAUCGUCCAUUGACGAUUGCUUACUCAAGACGUGCAGUCUACAUGAAUAUUGCUAAGUGUACUUUAACGCACACAUAGAUAUUAUUAUCUUAAGUUUAGAUUUUAGAUUGGUUCGUUCACCUUAAUAUAAUCAGUGGUACUCAAACAUUUUAUAUGUCAUAAGUUAUCUCUCUAACUACUGCACCGAUUUCAGUAAUUCUUUCACUUACAUAUAGCUUAUUAGGUUUAUUAAGUGAAGUUUUGUCUGCUUUAAACACAAGCGAAGCCGUGGGCAGAGGGUAGUCUAAAUGGUGUAUGGAGUUAGAAAUACUUCAGUGUUUUAGAGCAUUUUUUUACUUUGUUUAUAGGUCCUAAAUGAAUUGUUUUUAGUAGUAGAUGGUAAUAGUACUUUUUUCUUUCUUUACAUACUUAAAAUUGGUAUGCGGGCGCUCGCUCGCACUCACAGUCAUACAAACACGAUGUGCACGUACAUUUACACACACAAGUAAUGUUCACCCGCUUUCCUAAGAUAAAACAUCUGAAAUUGAACCUGUUUUCUUUGUAAGUUCGAGCACCACUGACUAUAUCUAAGAAUUAACUCACUGUGUAUAGAUUGUGUAUAUGAAUUGUUAUGUUUGUGAAUAUUCUGAAAAUAAUAUAAAAUACAGUGCAAUAAAACUAUUUAAAUUGUCAAUAUUUCAAUGACAUUGCAAAGCCGUUUUUAACUAAAGAUAAAGAACCUUUUAUUUAAGAACUCAGUAUCAAAAUAAAAUAUUUUUUUAAUUUAAUGACUCAUUAAAAAUAUUGUCAAUUUGAAGUAGUUUAAGGCCCAUAUUUCAAUCUAGUGGGUAAGUUUUUAAACAACCAAUAGAAUUCUCCGCUUAUGGAUACUUACUGGCUUGUUGUAAUAACGAAAUUCUACUGGUUGUUUAAAACUUCUCCACUUUGGAGAAGUCUGGGUCUUAUAUUAAUUAUCCAUUAAGUUUUUAUCAUAUGGUUUUUGUUUAUACACAUUCUAUAUAUCUGCCUAAGUUAUGUAUUUUUAAAAUGCACAUGAAUAUCUCAACGUUUUUUAAAUAAAAAUAUCUUCAAAAACGUAAAUCAGGAGUAAAUAUUAAAUUGUUAGAAAAAUGAAUGAAAAUAUGUUUCGUGUGUUCAAAAAUUUUUUGAGAUUCUACUUUAUGAGAUUAUGUAAAAAAUGGAGUUUAAUAUAGUUAUUAUAUUUUUUUUGGUAUCAAAUUAAAAAAAUACGUUAUAAAAUUCAAAUAAUAAAAAAAUAUUAUAUUUUUUAAUUUAUAUAAUAUUAUUUAUCUGGCGUCAAAUUUUAUGCAAUUUAGAAAUAAUUUUUGGUCAGUUCUUGUGCAAUAUCGCUAAAAAUUACAUUUGUAUGUUUGCGGAACCCUAAUUUUUGUAUUUCUAGUCCUUCAGCUAUAUGCAAAUCGAGUUAGACUCAAUUAUUUACUAUUUUUGUUUAUUUGUAUAGUUUUAUGUUUAAGGAAAGUAUUAAUUUUAUUAUUGUUUGCUGACAACUGAGAUAUGCAAUAUAUGAAAACCUAUUGAUACUCCCUUUGAGUAGGCACUUAAUUUUAGGUAAACCAUCUUGACAGGACGUCACACAAAUACAUAUUCAACAAGUAAACUACGGCUUCAAUUCAUUAAAUUAUUAUAUUUACAUGGAUUUUUAACUUAAAAAAAUCAUAUCAAGAUUGUUUACCAUCUCAGUUGUCAGUCGGUUCAGCUGCUACUACAUAUAGUGACUGCUAAAUAAAUGUAUAGAAAUGUGGAAUAAAUGUUUAUUAUAUACCUAAA
This is a messenger RNA of Helicoverpa zea (corn earworm), 4080 nucleotides long. It is a transcript of the gene DPCoAC, whose product is annotated as mitochondrial coenzyme A transporter SLC25A42. Gene Ontology annotation, biological process: transmembrane transport. NCBI's taxonomy places the organism in Eukaryota, Metazoa, Arthropoda, Insecta, Lepidoptera, Noctuidae. The transcript has 8 exons. Bases 275 to 1306 code for a protein of 343 amino acids. The record is from RefSeq and is a predicted model, not a curated record.